UUUGUAUGUCAAUUGGAUUUGUCUUCCUAACAGAUUAGGAAUUAGACCAUACUCAUAAGGAAAGCUGAACUUUCCUUGCACGUAAUCGUUUAAUUUGUUUACAUAAUUGGAGGUAAUUACCUCUAAUUCCAGGUGGUAAUUAAUUCGUAUCAGCUCUUUAUUCUUUAUUAGCCUCUUGCUACAUGCUUACAUGUCUAGCAAUUGGCUCUUUUUUAUUAUUUUUCUCUUUUUUUAACUUAUUUUAGAUGUUAAUUUUUUAUUAAACUAAAUUUUGAAAAAUAAUGAACGUAACCAUGCAUAGUCUUAUUAUGUAGGUUUUUUUGUGAUUUUUUAUUUUUAUAUUUAAAAUCUUAAUAAAAGAAGGGUGAGUUGAAUAUUAUGAAAGUUUCACCAUUUUUUCCUUCUCCUUUUAUAUAUAGAGGUUUAGAUAUCCUACCAUGUAUAGGAGUCCACUGCAUCCCUAUAAAUAAACUUCCCUAUCCUCCUUCCUAAGCUCUACAACAUUACUCUACAAUUCCUCAAUCUUGGACAAUGGUGUCCUCAAAAUUUCAUGUUGCUUCUGCGAUUAUUGUUGUGUUGGGAUUACUCUUCCUAACAGCAGCAGAAUGUCGAAAACCGAUUUCGAACACGGUCAAGUACUCAGCCAUUAACUGUAGAAAGCACAGUGCUCUUUUGACUGACUUUGGAGCCGUUGGCGACGGAGAAACUUCCAACACAAAGGCCUUCAAGGAGGCCGUUGGUCAUCUAAGCCAGUUGGCAUAUGACGGCGGAGCGCAGCUUAUUGUGCCGCCGGGGAGGUGGCUUACCGGGAGCUUCAACCUUACCAGCCACUUCACUCUCUUCCUCCAUAAGGAUGCCGUUAUUCUUGCAACUCAGGAUGAGUCAGAGUGGCCUCAUCUUCCGGCACUGCCUUCAUACGGGAAAGGCAGAGAUGGCCCCGGUGAAAGGUUUAGCAGUCUCAUCUUCGGAACAAACCUCACCGACGUCGUAAUUACCGGUCACAACGGCACCAUCGACGGCCAAGGUGCUUACUGGUGGGUAAAGUUCAAACAAGGUCUUUUGAACAGCACCCGACCAUACGUGAUCGAGCUCAUGUACUCUGAUCAGAUCCAAAUUUCUAAUCUCACUUUGGUCAACUCUCCUUCGUGGUUUGUCCAUCCCAUAUACAGCAGCAAUAUAACAAUCCAAGGGCUCACAAUCCUUGCACCAAUUGAGGUUCCCAACACCGAUGGGAUUAAUCCAGAUUCUUGUUCACAAAUUAGAAUUGAAGACUGCUAUAUAGUCUCUGGAGAUGACUGCAUUGCAGUAAAGAGUGGAUUUGAUGAAUACGGAAUCAAAGUCGGAAUCCCGACGGAGCACCUUGUGAUCAGAAGGCUCACUUGCAUUUCACCUUCCAGUGCCACCAUUGCCCUCGGCAGUGAAAUGUCCGGUGGAAUCCGCGACGUUAGAGGUGAGGACAUCACAGCCAUUGAUGCUGAAUCAAGUGUGAGGAUCAAAACUGCCGUCGGAAGGGGAGGUUAUGUCAAAGAUAUUUAUGUGAGAAGAAUGACCUUGAAGACGAUGAAGUACGUUUUCUGGAUGACCGGCUCUUAUGGAUCGCACCCUGACCCCGGCUUUGAUCCAAAAGCGUUGCCGGAGAUUACAAACAUCAACUACAAGCAGGUUGUGGCAGAAAAUGUUACUAUUUCCGCAAGGCUGGACGGAAUCCAUGAUGAUCCUUUCAAGGGAAUUUGUAUUUCGAACGUGACCAUCACACUGGCUGAGAAGGCGAAGAAAUUGCAAUGGAACUGCACUGAUGUCGAGGGAAUCACAAGCAAUGUGACCCCAAAGGCGUGUGAUUUGUUGCCCGAGCAGAAAGAAGCGGUUGAUUGUGCUUUCCCUGAGGAUAGGCUCGCGAUCGAGGAUGUUGAGUUGGUGACUUGCUCUGCAAGCACCCCCUUCUUCUGAGCGUGUUAGAUGGGAAUUGUUACAUGUUUAAGAACAUUGCAGUAUGAAUUUUAAUAAAUGUAAAAAAAAUUCGUUAUUUCUAUUUCCGUAGGCUAUGUAUGCUCCAUCGUUUCACUAAUUAAUCACCGCAAGCAGUCUUAAUUGGUGGAAAACUAAGUAAA
Pyrus x bretschneideri (Chinese white pear) is the source of this 2108-nucleotide messenger RNA. RefSeq names its product probable polygalacturonase. Gene Ontology annotation, biological process: carbohydrate metabolic process. The coding region runs from base 532 to 1947 and encodes 471 amino acids. Lineage: Eukaryota; Viridiplantae; Streptophyta; Magnoliopsida; Rosales; Rosaceae. The transcript is spliced from 5 exons. The record is from RefSeq and is a predicted model, not a curated record. Gene Ontology annotation, molecular function: polygalacturonase activity.